CAUAGAGCUUUCUGUUUGAGAACGAAUGCAACUCUUCGUACAUAAUAUAUUUAAAUUUUUUUUGUACCUACCGCGUUAAUAAAAAAUACUUCAAGCUGAUAAAAUGUUUUAUAAUGUGUGGAGUGAUCUGUUAUUUCUAUUAACCGUAGUCCAACUCGCCGAGUUUGUGCCGAGUAAAAAAAACAUCGACAAACUAAAUAAACUUCUAAAAAAUGAAGGAUGGGGCCGACUCAAUUACAUGCAAGUAAAAUAUCACGAUAACUCAUGCACUCGAACUUCGUUUUCGGGAGAUUACAUCUUUAUAGACCCCAAACGACCCAAUCAAUCGAAUAAUAUCACUAAAGAAAACAUGGGAAAAAAAUAUUCCAUGACGAAUAAGCUGUUGGGAUGCGUGUACGCGAAUGCUGUGUUUGAGUUCAUACUUUUGUCUAAAAGCAUCCUGGAUGAAUGUGAUUAUGAGGUACAUCUUGCGAAUCAAAGAAAAAGGUUUCAAAAACGUAGCUACAAAGAAAAAUGUGCAUCAGGUAAGAUUCUUAGUGUUGAACCUUUUCAAGUAAACCCUAAGAAUUAUCGGAAAUCUUUUAAGCUAUUUUACACCCUUAUAGAACUCUUCGAAAAAGGCAAAAAUAUGUUUGAUUACAUGUCGUGUGCGUUGAAUUUUUUGAUAGAACCGCUGAUAAAAAAUAGAACAUAUUGUGUAUUAAAGAAACAUAUAAAAUCGCUCGUAACUAGCGUGAUUGCGAUUCGUGAUGUAAAGACCACACUGCAAUAUGAAUACCCCGACGACGCCGAUGUAAAUAUUAACAAAUUUUAUCAAGGUCUAAAAAAAAUUUUAAACCGCCAAGUAAGAGAUGGUUUGUCACCUUUAAUGGAGAAAUAUUGCAUACAACUGAAAGAUGCUAAUGCUAUUAAUCUUUGUGAUAGUCUUAAUCAAAGUUCUUCGAUGGACGCAGAAACGGUAGAAGAAGAUGAAACAACCGACCAGCCCCUUGAAGAAAGUGAUCACGCUGAGGUCAAAUUGAAGAUCGAAAAACACGUGGAAAAGGUCGUAAAGGAAUACUUUUUAGAUUUAGGGUUUCAGUUAGUUUAAAUUCCAAAUUAUUUAUUUGUAAACAAAGAAUGUUUAACAAG
Molecule: messenger RNA, 1131 nt
Organism: Adelges cooleyi (spruce gall adelgid)
Lineage: Eukaryota; Metazoa; Arthropoda; Insecta; Hemiptera; Adelgidae
Exons: 2
Coding region: 104-1090 (328 amino acids)
Source: RefSeq, a predicted model, not a curated record